Dracunculus medinensis (Guinea worm) is the source of this 1608-nucleotide messenger RNA. NCBI's taxonomy places the organism in Eukaryota, Metazoa, Nematoda, Chromadorea, Rhabditida, Dracunculidae. The record is from the annotation of a GenBank genome assembly.
AUGGAUAGUAAAGACCGAAACCUGCAUCAUUUUUCACAUAGGGCAAGAUACAAAUCUUUUUCACAAGAAGCUUCAUUAGAAGUCGAGAUACCGCUGGAAGAAAGUCAACCUAUCGAUGAACUGGCAGCACACAUAAAUGCUGUGAACAAAAUAAUACCACCUUUUUAUGAUGAAUUUCGAAGUUCUUUAUUAAAUUUCGUGGACGAAGAAACUCGCAAAUAUGAGAAUAAUAUCGGCGAUAAGCUGAUUGAGGAGUUUUUAAAAAAUGAUGAUGCGAAGAUGAAUUAUGGCUGCAUUCCUCUUACGCGAGUGGUAAAGCCUUCAUCGGUAUCAUUCAAUGAACAAUUCCAAUUUAUAAUGCGCAAUUCAACACAUGAAACUAUCGAAUCGGUCAUCGCUGUAGAAAAGACUAUGGCUGAAAAAAUGUCUUCACUUGUCCGUGCUCGAGAUUUUGAGUUGGAUAGAUUGAAGCGUGACUGUGAAGUUGCGAUGCACCAAACAUUAGCCAAUGACAACGCUUCUUCAGUCAGAAACGAUCGGCAAUUGCAUUUAAGUAAAUUGAAUGAAAAAAUUCGCCAAGUAAGCAGUAAUUAUUCGAAGCAAAUUGCUGAUUUGGCUGUAAACCAGCGUGAGGAAUAUCGGAUUCUUAUUAAAAGUCUCUAUGAGCAUGAUGAAAUCCCUCCAAAUAUUUCAAAUAUAGUUCCAGUUACAUCAGCAGCAGUACGCAAGUCAACUUCUGCCUUUGCGAAUUUAAAUUUGGCAAGAUCUCAGGUCAAUGAACAACUAAAUGAUAGUUUUACCAUAUAUUUAGGUGCUCAAUUAAAAACAAUGCAUAAUGUUCGUUUGUUGACGUGCCGUUUGUUGAGCGAUAUGUGUCGUUCACAGAAUUCAUUAAAUAAUAAGGAGUUUGACUCAGGUCGACUUUAUAUGAAUUUAUCCCUUUACCGGCGUGGUCUUACAGGUCUUAUAUUACUGGUCGAUAGAGAAAUUAAUUAUCAUAUCGAAAAUAAGACAGAUUUUGCUAGAAUUUGCGAACAAUCUACGGAACUGCAUUUCGAAUCGCUACAAGUUCAGUUGGAGAACAUCUCAGCAUUGGCAUCCGAUCUGAGCAAAGGUAAAGAUCGAAAUACGAGUACGGAACUAAUUAAAGCAUGCAAAGGAUUGCAGACAGGCGAUGUAUACGUGACCAAACACUCCAAUCUGACAUCAGUGCAAGUUAUUUUCCAUUUGGUUGUUGAUGAGACAAUAGAAUCUGAUGACAUGUCAAGCAGGCAUCCAUGUAUAAACGGACUUCGGAACGUCAUUCGUCUUUGUUCGAAAUGUGGCGUCACGACAUUCGGAAUACCGUUGCUCCUUGUGGAGAAAGCUAAUCAGAAAAUGACUUUGGCUUGGUGUUUGAAGAGAGCAGAACUAGUUUUUAAAUGCGUUAAAGGCUUCAUGAUGGAAGCUUGUGCUGGAUGUUCAACUGCAGGCGGUGGCGCACCAACUGCGGCCAUUCAUUAUAAUGUUAAUUUUAUUUUGCCGGAAAAUUUAGAAACCUGCGUUUACCAACAAAUUCUUGAGAUGUUUCCAACAAUUUUUCAUCUUGUCCCAUCUGUAUCAGUUUAA